UGUUGUGCAAUUUCGGUCGCCCCAGGUAACACGGAGAGAGAGACAGAGAGAGAGAGAGAGGGGGGGCUUUAGGUGGUGGUUAUGGCCGAUAGCAGAGAGGGCGUGUCACUGCCAUCGGGGCCUGACGCGAAGAAGAGGCGAGUGAGCUACUUCUACGAGCCGAGCAUAGGGGACUACUACUACGGGCAGGGGCAUCCGAUGAAGCCCCACAGGAUCCGGAUGGCCCACAACCUCAUCGUCCACUACGGGCUCCACCGUCGGAUGGAGAUCAACCGGCCAUUCCCGGCGGGGCCUGCCGACAUCAGGCGGUUCCACUCGCUGGAGUACGUGGACUUCCUCGCCUCCGUCACGCCGGAGACCCUCACCGACCCGGUCUUCUCGCGCCACCUCAAGCGCUUCAAUGUCGGCGAGGACUGUCCGGUCUUCGACGGCCUCUUCGGCUUCUGCCAGGCCUCCGCUGGCGGCUCCAUCGGCGCCGCCGUCAAGCUCAACCGCGGUGACGCCGACAUCGCCCUCAACUGGGCCGGCGGCCUCCAUCACGCUAAGAAGGCCGAGGCCUCCGGCUUCUGCUACGUCAACGACAUCGUGCUCGGCAUUCUCGAGCUUCUCAAAGUUCACAGGCGUGUACUCUAUGUAGACAUUGAUGUUCAUCAUGGAGAUGGGGUUGAGGAGGCAUUUUACGCCACUGACAGAGUCAUGACUGUAUCCUUCCAUAAAUUUGGGGAUUUCUUUCCGGGGACCGGGCACAUUAAGGACACAGGGUGGGGGACUGGGAAGCACUAUGCCCUGAAUGUCCCAUUAAAUGAUGGAAUGGAUGACGAGAGUUUCCGUGGUCUGUUUCGGCCCAUCAUUCAAAAAGUCAUGGAGAUCUAUCAGCCGGAUGCGGUUGUUCUUCAAUGCGGAGCAGAUUCGUUGUCUGGUGACAGGUUGGGGUGCUUCAACUUGUCUGUGAAGGGCCAUGCGGAUUGCCUUCGUUUUCUUAGAUCUUUCAAUGCGCCUCUGAUGGUCUUGGGUGGUGGAGGGUAUACAAUCCGCAAUGUUGCCCGUUGCUGGUGCUACGAGACAGCAGUUGCAGUUGGAGUGGAGCCUGAUAAUAAAUUGCCUUACAAUGAAUAUUAUGAGUAUUUUGGCCCAGAUUAUACCCUUCAUGUUGACCCAUGUAACAUGGAGAAUCUAAACUCACCCAAAGAUAUGGAGAAAAUAAGGAAUACGCUGCUAGAGCAACUUUCAAGAUUACCACAUGUGCCUAGCGUGCCUUUUCAGACAACACCACCCACCACACAAGUCCCGGAAGAGGCGGAAGAGCGCAUGGAUCAAAGGCCGAAACCUCGCAUAUGGAAUGGUGAUGAGUAUGACUCUGAUCCUGAUGAAGACGAGAAGCCUCAACAUACUGAGUCAAAUUUGGAAACGAGAGAUGCAGUUGAUGAAAUGGAUGAAGAUAGAAGUGAAGUGCAUCCUCUGUCCUGAUAUUGGAUUAACUUCAUAGCUUCUAUAGUUGUAUCUCAUUUGGACAUUUUAGCUCAGAGCUUAAUUAUAAUCUGGACAUGAAAGCAUUAGAAUAGGCACUUUACUAAUGGUCAAGUCGACAACCCCCUCCUUUCUUCUUUUUGUGUUUUUUCUUUCAAACUUGUUUUUGAUGUUACAAUCCACUAGAAUCAGAGUUAGGUUGAAUACACAGUGCUUGGAUUAGUUGGAUACUUAAUUUGUUCAUAAUCCAUUCUUCUCUUGGAGUGCCUCGAUUCAA
Alnus glutinosa is the source of this 1744-nucleotide messenger RNA. RefSeq names its product histone deacetylase 6-like. Bases 82 to 1467 code for a protein of 461 amino acids. Lineage: Eukaryota; Viridiplantae; Streptophyta; Magnoliopsida; Fagales; Betulaceae. The record is from RefSeq and is a predicted model, not a curated record. The transcript is spliced from 6 exons. Gene Ontology annotation, molecular function: histone deacetylase activity.